AUGCUUCGGACCGCCGGCCUCUUCCUCCUGUGGGCCUCCUCUUCCUCCCUUAUCGUCGCGGGGUUCCCGGUGGCCAAAGAGAAGCAGAAGGUGCUGCUCAUCUCCUUCGACGGGUUCCGGUGGGACUACGACCAGGACGUGGACACGCCGCACCUGGACCAGAUGAGCCUGGACGGGGUGAAGGCGCCCUACGUCACGCCGGCCUACAUCACCAUCACCAGCCCCGCGCACUUCACCCUCCUCACCGGCCGAUAUAUUGAGAACCACGGGGUGAUCCACAAUAUGUGGUUCAACACCACCACCUCGGCCAAAAAGCCCUACUACCUGACCCAGUUCGUGGACGAGUGGUGGGACAACGGCAGCCUCCCCAUCUGGAUCACCGCCCAGAGACAGGGCCUGAAGGCGGGUUCGCUGCACUUCCCCGGGACGGCCUCCUCCUACCAGGGGGAGGUGGCCUCUGUGCGGGAGGGCCUGAAGGCCGGUUCGCUGCACUUCCCCGGCACGGCCUCCACCUACCAGGGGGAGGUGGCCUCGGUUCGGGAGGUGGAGCCCAUGCUGUACGACUACGGAAACGAGACGGCCUGGCGGCAGAACUCCGACCGGGUCAUGGGCUGGUUCCGGGACCGGGACCUGGACUUCGUCUCGCUCUACUUCGGGGAACCUGACGGCGUGGGUCACAAACACGGUCCGGACUCCCCCCAGCGCCGGGCUAUGGUCCAGCAAGUGGACCGCACCGUGGGCUACAUCCGCCAAUCGGCGGAUCGCCACGGCCUUAGCGACCGGCUCAACAUCAUAGUUACGGCCGACCACGGGAUGAGCACGGUGUACCGGGGCGCAGGGGUCCAGGAGAUAACCCUAUCCCGCAUCCCCGGGUUCUCCUUCCGGGACCUGGACUUCCACAUGGUGGACUACGGGCCGUCGGGGAUGCUGCUGCCCAAAGAGGGGCGCCUGGAGAAGGUGUACGGAGCCCUGAGGGACGCCCACCCGCACCUGCACGUCUACCGCAAGGAGGAGGUGCCCGAGAGGCUGCACUUCGCCAAGCAUGAGCGGAUACUACCCAUCGUGCUGUGGGCCGACCCCGGAUACGUCAUCAACGGGGUGGGUCCCAGAGGAUAG
Messenger RNA from Menidia menidia (Atlantic silverside), 1116 nucleotides. The record is from the annotation of a GenBank genome assembly. Lineage: Eukaryota; Metazoa; Chordata; Actinopteri; Atheriniformes; Atherinopsidae.